UGCGCGUACACUUAAAGAUUGUUUCUGUCUCUGUUCCUCUCCCUGUUUCUUUCUCUCUCUCUUUCUCGGUCUAUCUCUUUCUAUCUCUUUUUAACUCGUUUUUCCUUCAGUUCAGAACGAUGGCGGCGAGCAAUAGUGUGGCGUACAGUUUGUUAGGGGAUCUGCGAGUGUCCGUGCUAGAGCGUUAACUCGCUCUUAACCACAAAUUCGCAGAUCCGACUUGGACACGAAGUCGAACAGUCGAACACGAAGGAACUGCAACUCUACGCGUUGUUAGAAAACUCGUUGCUACCUAAGAGAGACGAACGAGAUAUAACCUACAAUUUUUUCUCGAGAUUUUUUUAAACGGGAAAACAAACAAAAAAGAAAGAAAAAAAACGAACGAACAAAAAAAUACGAUUAUUCGAGAGUAAUAAAGUUAAAAAUGAAUUUCUCUCAUGCAGCUCAUAUGUCUCAUGAAAAUAUGGAUCAUGGGAGUAUGAGCCACGCUGGUAUGGAUCAUGCAAAUAUGGACCAUGCAAAUAUGAAUCAUGCUGGUAUGGAUCACAUGGCUAGCGGUCAUAUGCACAGCUCAGCAGCUGCUACGGGUGGUUGCAGUAAUAUGGGAAUGCAUGGUAUGUCGAUGGCUUUUCAUGGCGGCUACUGCGAGACUGUACUAUUUGAAUCUUGGAAAAUAACGUCGAUCGGUAGUCUCAUCGGUUCCAUGAUUGGUAUAAUAAUUAUGGCUACCCUUUACGAGGGUUUAAAGUAUUACCGGGAAUAUCUUUUCUGGAAGACAUAUAGUUCCUUACAAUACAGAAGCGUUACGAUGCCUCAAGAGAAGAAUGUUGUCGCUGAAGAUAAUAGAGUUGUCCACUUGUCCAUUUUGCCCUUUCUAGUAUGGUUGGUGAGGUAAUCCAUAAACGGCCGCCCACAAUGCUGUCAUGGAUGCAUUGUUUCCAAACGUUCCUGCAUAUCAUACAAGUCAUCCUUUCUUACUUUUUAAUGCUGAUCUUCAUGACAUUCAACACCUGGCUCUGUUUCGCAGUAGUUUUUGGUGCUACCCUUGGUUACUUC
Vespula vulgaris is the source of this 1056-nucleotide messenger RNA. RefSeq lists its product as uncharacterized. The record is from RefSeq and is a predicted model, not a curated record. Gene Ontology annotation, biological process: copper ion transmembrane transport. Gene Ontology annotation, cellular component: membrane. Lineage: Eukaryota; Metazoa; Arthropoda; Insecta; Hymenoptera; Vespidae. Gene Ontology annotation, molecular function: copper ion transmembrane transporter activity. The transcript has 5 exons. Bases 425 to 895 code for a protein of 156 amino acids.